AUGGACGGCUCGUCACCGAGGGCCUCAGCCCUUGGUUCGUGCGAGGUUCGAACUCCACGCCCCGAACAGGACGCAGGGGUCGACCUCGAUGAGCGCGCGGCUCCGGAGAACGCCGUCGCCUUUUUCGAGGCUGCUCAGUCGCUAAUCAGACUCGCUGCCACAGGGGCGGCUGCGCCCGCGGAUGAGGCCUUGCCAUGGCCUCCUCCUACGUAUGUGACUCCCGCCAGGUCGGCGGCGCAGAUUCUUGCUUCUGCGUAUGCGUACGCGAGCUUGCCCUGCCCCCGACUCCCGAUUGGCUGUCAGCCCGUUGACGCGCGGCUGAAUGGAGGCUUACCGGCAGGCAUGGUGGUCGAAGUUUCAGGCAAGGCAGGGAGCGGAAAAACGCAGUUCGCGCUGUCGCUUGUCGCAGAGACUGUGCUUCGCUGCCACCUGGACGGAGGGCGACAGGAUCGUCCAGCUUCGGCUAAUAGUGAGCCUGGACCAGAAGAUCACUCAGGUGCGCUCAGCGCCAGCCUGCGAGCCCCCCCUCCUCACGCAGGUCGAUUUCCUGCCCCUGCAGAGCUUUCUGCGGAGGCGGCGAGGCCCACUGCCGUGUUUUACAUCCACACAGAAGGCGGCUUCCCAGUCAGACGUCUGUACGAGAUCAUGAAGACCCGGCGCGACAGACUCGCACAAGGCCAUGCUCCCGGCACGGAGGCCUCUUCGAAAAGGGGCAACAGGGAUCCUGGCCGCCAAGUAGCAAUGCCGUACACCAAGUCACUCAUGCAGCAGGUUUUUAUGGAAGAAGUUGCGACUGAAGAGGAGCUCUGGAUCACGUUGACUCAUCGGCUGCCGAGGCUGUUUCUGUCCUACCGCGUGGCGCUCAUCGUGAUUGACUCCAUCGCAGCCGUUUUCCGCCUGCCGGCUUCGACCGCGGAGCCGCACUCAGGCCCCGAGGCCUCGGCGGCCAAAAAACACGUCGGGCUGGUGGAUCGCGCCACCAAGCUCAUGCGCGUUGGAGCCGUCCUGAGGAGAUUCGCUGGGAUGCACCGCUGUUGCUGCCUCGUUCUCAACCAGGUCAGCGACGCCACGUCCGAGGACGACGAACUCUGCAAAGCGACCUGCGGCGGCUCCAGCGGCUGCGGCGCUCCAGCCGCCGCGCAGGCAGAGGCAGGUCCCGGGCCCGCCGCAGAUGAGAUCAGCCAGACGGAGACCGCCGGCGCGGAGCCGCUCGGCGCGUGGCGCCCUCUGUCUGAAGGGAUCGACGGCCAACUUGUCUGGUCCGCCCGCCAGGUGACUCCCGGCCCGAUUCUCUUUGGCGGGGAAGAUCCAGGCGUCCGCCCGGCGCUGGGGCACACGUGGAGCAACUGCGUGGACGGCCGCUUGAUGAUUCAUAAAAUGAACUCACGCUAUAUCCCGUCUCUCGACGACGUUAGCGGUAGCGGGGAGGGGGAGGACUCAGCGGCGUCUUCGCUCUCGGGUGGCGCGCUCAGGUGUCUGCGCGUCGUCUUCGCCUCCGGUGUUGACAACGGACACGACAUCUUCUUCAAAAUUGACGCCAGUGGCGUCGUCGACCCGUGA
Messenger RNA from Besnoitia besnoiti, 1560 nucleotides. RefSeq lists its product as uncharacterized. The transcript has a single exon. Gene Ontology annotation, cellular component: replication fork; Rad51C-XRCC3 complex. Gene Ontology annotation, biological process: telomere maintenance via recombination; t-circle formation; resolution of mitotic recombination intermediates. The record is from RefSeq and is a predicted model, not a curated record. The coding region runs from base 1 to 1560 and encodes 519 amino acids. NCBI's taxonomy places the organism in Eukaryota, Apicomplexa, Conoidasida, Eucoccidiorida, Sarcocystidae. Gene Ontology annotation, molecular function: four-way junction DNA binding.